Austrofundulus limnaeus is the source of this 2075-nucleotide messenger RNA. It is a transcript of the gene krcp, whose product is annotated as kelch repeat-containing protein. The record is from RefSeq and is a predicted model, not a curated record. Gene Ontology annotation, molecular function: protein binding. Lineage: Eukaryota; Metazoa; Chordata; Actinopteri; Cyprinodontiformes; Rivulidae.
CCCAGAACUCGCGCGUAGUUAGAAACCGUACACACAGCAGUGGCGGGAGUUGGCUGUUGUGAACUUGUUUUAACGCUUUAAAUCGUGUUAAAAUAAGUCUGUAUACGUGAAAAGACUUUAGGAGGAAAACGUAAAGAUGGAAGAGUUCGGUGUUUAUGCUGUUUUCGAUAUAAACGGUCCGCCUCAAAGGCUGCUGAGCUCGGACGGGUCGUGCAGAGUGUCUGUUGCUGUUCCCGCCUCUGUCCGGCAGGUGGUGCUGUUCAGCAGCGGACCGUGGGGGGACAGGAUCUGCGUCUGCGCAGAGCUGAAUGAUGCUGAUCGGAUCCCCAUCACUAUUGGAAAACUGACUCCUUAUAACAAAACACGGUGGCUCCCCUCACCGCCCGGGAGCUCAGCGGCAAGAGGAAGAGGGAGCAAUCGUCAGAAAGCGACGACGUCGGCGAGGCGGGAGAAGAGGAGAAUGUGUGUCCAAACGGAGGGAAGGACAAGGCCCCAGCUGCUGCGCGGAAGGUCAGAGGUCAAAGCAGCAGCAGACAGAAGCUGUUUGGUGACAGAGCCGAAUCCUCCAGGACAAAAACCGUUAGUGAAGCAGAGACACAGGAGCUGGUGGGGAAAACACCUCCUCAGAGUGCAUCCAGGACAAAGAGUCGUCAGUCCAGGACUCCCACACAGACUGCCCCUCUGAUCGAGCCGUCGGGACGCUGGGGUCAAACUCUGUGUCCCAUCGACGCUCAGACGGCCAUUUUAAUCGGAGGUCAGGGAGCCAGGAUGCAGUUCUGCAAGGAUCCGAUGUGGAAGCUCUGCACGGAGGACACGUCCUGGGUGGCGGCGGAGACUCUGGCUGAGGGUCCGACCCCCGAGGCCAGAAUUGGGCACACGGCCGUCUACGACCCCGACUCCGAGCGCAUCUUCGUGUUCGGGGGUUCCAAGAACAAGAAGUGGUUCAACGACGUCCACAUCCUGGACACGCAGAGCUGGAGGUGGAGCAUGGUGGAGGCUCAGGGGAAGGUGCCCCCCCUGGCCUACCACAGCUGCAGCAUGUUUCGGGGGGAACUCUUUGUGCUGGGCGGGGUGUUUCCUCGCCCCAACCCGGAGCCCGACGGCUGCAGCGACUCGUUGUACAUCUUCGACCCUCACCUCUCCAUCUGGUACCAACCCAUCGUCACGGGGGACAAACCGUCCCCCCGGUCAGGGCACUCUGCGUGUGUGAUUCAGGAGAGGUAUAUUUACGUGUUCGGGGGUUGGGACACGCCCGUCUGCUACAACGACAUGUACAUGUUGGACCUCGGUCUGAUGGAAUUCUCCGCUGUAAAAACUUGUGGAAAAGCUCCGUCUCCUCGAAGUUGGCAUGGCAGCGCCGUGCUGUCGGACACCAGGUUUCUGAUCCACGGCGGUUACAACGGAAACAACGCCCUCAGCGACACCUUCGUCUUCGAUACAGAGACGAGCAGCUGGACGGAGCUGACGCUGCCUCAGCUGUCCGUCCCCAGGGCGGGACACUCCAUCGUCAUCAUGGAAACGCCCGGCCGCCACCGUCCCUCAGAGGACAACGACGGGGACGAGGAGGUCCGCUCCGGGUCCGUCAGGAGAACUCUGCUGGUGUUCGGAGGCGGAGACAACGAGGGCAGGUUUUACUCGGACGUGACGAGCGUCCCUGUGGAGGAUCUGCUCCGUGCUCUUUAAAGAAGGAACAGUUUUAAUGUCUUUCUUCUUUUAUUGUUUUAUUUGAGUCUUUUUCCUCUCUCUUUGUUAAAUAUGCAUUAAAGUUUCACUUAUUUACAAUGUAGUUGUAGACUCAAAACAUCUUUUAAAGUAAAAAAAAACCUGCUGUUUAUAAAAAUAUUUUCCAUCACACGUGUGUCAUUUAGAGAAACAUCGAAGUUAAAACUUUCAAUUUAAAAGCAUGUACAUGUAAAACUUAUCAUCUCAGGUACAUAUUAGAUGUUUUAUUUUAUUGUUUUAUAACAGUGAUGCAUUUACAUAAAUAUAUAUUUUAUUAUGUUCAGAUACUGCUAAAGUAAUCCUAAUUGUUGCAUUUGGUUUCUGUUUAUGCUAAAUAAACAGUUGUUUCUGGA